Otolemur garnettii (small-eared galago) is the source of this 351-nucleotide messenger RNA. Its product is annotated as proline-rich protein 9. Lineage: Eukaryota; Metazoa; Chordata; Mammalia; Primates; Galagidae. The coding region runs from base 1 to 351 and encodes 116 amino acids. The record is from RefSeq and is a predicted model, not a curated record. The transcript has a single exon.
AUGUCCUUCAGUGAGCAGCAGUGCAAGCAGCCAUGUGUGCCCCCUCCAUGUCUUCAAAACACCCAAGAGCAAUGCCCAGCAAAAGCUGAGGAAGUGUGCCUCCCUUCAUGCCAGGACCCCUGCCAAGAGCAGUGCCCAGCACCAGCUCAGGAGGUGUGCCUUCCUCAGUGCCAGGAGCUAAGCCAGGGAGACUGCCCACAGCAAAGCCAAGGUCCAUGCCUACCUCUGUGCCAAGACCAGUGCCCACCUCAGCGUGUAGAGCCUUGCCAAGAGCCAUUCCAGACAAAACACGUGGAGGUCUGUCCACAGGAAGUCCAGGAGAAAUGCUCACCCCCUGGCAAGGGGAAGUAG